CAUAAAACAAGCUACGCGGCCACUGGCAGAGUCUACGUGAACCUUCAACAAACAAUGGAAUUCAAAGACAUCGUCGCCACUAGUGGCUUUGCUGGCUACACCCUGCUACACCCUCUGGAAGGCUUUAGGGGCUUUGGGCCGACCCUCAGCGAAGCGACCUUUGGCCUGCUGGGUACGUCAUUCAAGCCCGAGCGCGAUGUCUCGGGGGUGGAGGGAAAGACGAUUUUUGUGACUGGAGGCAAUGCAGGCAUUGGCCGAGAGACCAUCCUCCAACUCGCAAAGCACCGCCCAGCUCGUAUAUACCUCGGAGCGCGCACAGAAAGCAAAGCGCAACAAGCCAUUGCAUCCAUCAAAGAACAAAUUUCGUCCACAGUCGAUAUCCGAUACAUCCCGCUCGAUCUAUGCUCCUUCAAAUCCAUCCGCGCGGCGGCAGCCAAGUUCCAAGCCGACAGCGACCGGCUAGAUAUCCUCAUUCUCAAUGCAGGUACUAUGGGAAACCCGCCCGUCACCACAGAAGAUGGCUUUGAGAUUCAACUCGGCACCAAUCAUGUCGGCCAUUUCCUGCUCACGAAGCUACUCCUUCCAACACUGAAGAAAACCAUCGCCCAUCUCCAGGACAGCGGGGCGACACCUGAUGUACGCGUCGUUACCGUGUCUUCUAUGGCACAUGUGACGAGCCCCAAUACGCUGGAGGGUAUUACCUCUACGCCUGGCCUUUUGGCUGCUAGUACCUGGACUCGAUACGGAGCGUCAAAGGCAGCUAAUAUCCUCUUUGCGUCUGAGCUUGCGCGCCGUCAUCCGGAGAUCCUUUCAGUGUCCGUGCACCCGGGUGUGAUUAAUAGUGAUUUGUACUCGUAUACAAAAUCGACGAGUGUCUUCAUCAAGCAAGCACUGGGUUUGACUGCGUCUUGUUUCUUCCGCAGUAUCGCGACUGGAGCGUUUAAUUCUCUUUGGGCUGCUAGUACUGCUAGAGAGAAUCUGGUUAAUGGGGGUUACUAUCUUCCGGUUGGGUAUCGCAGUAAUGGAACGGCGUUCGUUCAGGAUGCUGACGUCGCGCGGGGACUUUGGGAAUGGAGCGAGGCUCAGAUUGCUGAGCGAGAGUGAUCUAAGGUCAUUUUUGGGGAAAUAUUCGAAAUGAUCUACUUAACUAAUUUAUUACCUUUGAAAAAUGAGAC
Penicillium subrubescens is the source of this 1175-nucleotide messenger RNA. Its product is annotated as putative short-chain dehydrogenase/reductase family protein. NCBI's taxonomy places the organism in Eukaryota, Fungi, Ascomycota, Eurotiomycetes, Eurotiales, Aspergillaceae. The transcript has 2 exons. The record is from RefSeq and is a predicted model, not a curated record. The coding region runs from base 55 to 1104 and encodes 349 amino acids.